Messenger RNA from Pristis pectinata (smalltooth sawfish), 6266 nucleotides. It is a transcript of the gene suox, whose product is annotated as sulfite oxidase. The coding region runs from base 1866 to 3935 and encodes 689 amino acids. NCBI's taxonomy places the organism in Eukaryota, Metazoa, Chordata, Chondrichthyes, Rhinopristiformes, Pristidae. The transcript is spliced from 4 exons. The record is from RefSeq and is a predicted model, not a curated record. Gene Ontology annotation, cellular component: mitochondrion. Gene Ontology annotation, molecular function: heme binding; molybdenum ion binding; oxidoreductase activity.
UGUUAAUUGUCAAAGCCUCUGCUUACCUUGACAAAUUACCAGGUGAGAUUAGUACACCCAAAAUACAUACCUUUUGCAAGGUGAAUGUAUUUGAGGGGAAAUGCAAUCUCCUUAUUUCCCUGUUUCCCUGCAACUCAUUCUCUCUCACACAUGCCUAUCAAGACCCCCUUUAACUCUUUUGCCAUUGACCAUCACUAACAGGUAAUUUACAGUAGCCAAUUCACCCACCAGAAUGUCUUUUGAUAUGAGAAGAAACCGGAGCACUCGGAGGAAAACUACAUGGCCAAGGAGAGACCAUGCAAACUUUGCUCAGCCAGCACCCGAGGUCAGGAUCAAAACCAGGUCCCCGGAGUUGUACCAUCGCCUCUUUGUCAACUCGAGAUCAAUUCUGGUUCCUGCAGAGGCGAAGAAAAUUCUCCAUUGUUUAAUUUAGCAUGCGACUAGUAGUUAAAGUUGGAAGAUUCCCAGAUCAGGACCUGAGUGAAAUCUUUACUUCGCUAUUUGCUGUGUAGCAUCAUGAGGCCUGCCUUUGGUUGAGAACUUUCAAGACAACCCUAAAUAAAAAUAUCACAUCGGUUCUGUGGACCUAUUAAAGUUAUAUGCGUAGGAUAAAGGAUGAAGGCAGUUGUUUCUCCUUUGUCUUGCACUGCAGCUACUGCAGAUAAAUUGCCUGAACUUGCCAACCUAAGAAAACCAAGAUACCUUCUCUAAAGAAGUCUGUGACAUUACAUUCUGCAAAUAGAAAGCUACAAGUUCAACGAUCACUGUAUAUGGCAGAUGGGAUGCUGUAAUCGAACAUUUCUGAGAAUCUGUCGUACCACAUGUAAAUUUAAGGAUGAACUGAUCCUUAGCCAUUCCUGGCUGCAAUGCUCCAGUGGAGAAAUCCAGACACAGGCAAACUGUAAAAGACCUUCUCGCUGUCAAAUUAAACUUUACUCAGGGUAAAUUUCAUUCUACAAUGUCUUAAAUUCUUAAACAAAACACCCAAGGAUGUGAACAUUCUGAAACAGGUACACCCUUCAUAGAAACAAUUAAUAAUCAGAGCUUCUUUAAUGCUGUUGGCAUUGGACAUUCUGUUGGUGAAUAGAAUUUUUUUUAAUGUGCGUUGAAUUUAGCUUUUUAUGCUCAAAAAGCAUUAAAGCAGAAUUUACCUUCUGCUUUAAUGCUCUUUGCGUUGUGAAUCUUUGAAAAUAUCUACCCUAGAGUUGCUGAGGCUGACAGACUUUUGGACAAUAAGAGAAUCAAGGGAUAUGGGGUCAGGCAGGAAAGUAGGCUUGAGACACAGGAUCAACCUCAGGAGUCUAGAACUUGGGGUCAGCCUCAAAGUAAGAAGCAGGCUACUUAGGACUGAAAUAGGAGAUUUCUUCACACAAAGAGUGGCAAAGUUUUGAAAUACUUUUUCCUGUGGAUUGUGGAGGCCAAAGAUAAAACUAAUGCAUGGUGUACCAGUAAGAAAAUGGCAAGUACAAAAGGAUGGAUGGGUUAAAUUGGCAAUGUUAAAGAAACGACUGUAUUGGUAAGAAAUUAAAGUUACUUUCAGCCCAAGUGGACGCCCAGUCAUUGACUGCAUUCAAAUCAGAGAUCAACAGAUUUUUGGCUAUCACAGGGAUCAAGGAAUUUUGGGAUGGGGAGGAAAACGGUGUUUACAAAAUGUAAAUUAAAACAAAUCUGCAGAUGCCAGAAAUCUGAAAUAAAAACACUCAGCGGGUCAGGCAGCAGAUGUGGAGAGAAAAAGCUGACGUUUCAUGUCUAGGACUCUUCAUCCGAAACGUUAACUCUGUUUCUCCUUCACAGACACUGCCUGACCUGUGAGGCUCUCCAGCGUUUUCUGUUCGUAUAAAUAGUGUUCAGGUAGUGGAUCAGCCAUGAUCUUAUUGACUAGAGGAAGUAGUAUUAAAAAGCCGAAUGAACUCCUCCUGUUCCUAUUUCUUGUGUUACCUCGGUGCAAAAGACCUCAUCCGCCAUCUGGCCGCGGAUUCCUGUCAGGUUCCGUUUCCAUUCGAGACCACGCAGCUCUAUUUCGCCUGGAGUCCCACCCCGAUGGAAGACGCUGCCUGCCACCCCCACCAGAUGACUUCGUCACCCGCGGGAACGGUUUCGUGACGACGCUUGCGCAGAGUGCUCGAACAAGCUGGGGAUGGGAAUGCGUACGACACGGUGAGGCGAAGUGGAAAGAUUUUCCAGCUGGCGAAGAUUUGGACGAGAAUUUUGGCGGCUUUUUGACUAAACGUACCAUGAUGUCAUUCCUGAAGUGUACACGGUCUGCUGUGGGCAUCUUGCAGAUGCAAAGCAGAGUAUGGAUGGAAACCACUGCAGUCCUCCCACAAGCAUGCUCAGUGUGCAGCUCAGUACGAUGGAAGAACACUGCUGCUAACCAGGACAAAGGUGCAAAUUACCAGUUCCGUAAUGUACGAUGGAGGCACAUGGUUCUGGGCGUCGUGACUGGUACAGGUGCCAUCCUAGCUUAUGGCUUGUAUAGAAAACAGGAAGCAGAGCUGAAACCAGAAACAUCGCCUAACAAUAAGGCUCAAACAUCUUAUCCAAUUUAUACCAGGCAAGAUGUGGCCAAGCAUAAAACUAUGGAAAGUGGAAUAUGGGUCACCUACAAAUCUGAAGUGUAUGAUAUUACAAAUUUUGUGGAACUGCAUCCUGGGGGUGAUAAGAUUUUGCUUGCUGCUGGAGGUGCCCUUGAACCAUUUUGGUCAAUGUAUGCCGUCCAUAAGCAAGAACAUGUUUACGAGAUUCUUGAAGAGUACAAAAUUGGAGAAUUGAGCCCUGAAGAGGUGCAGGUGACUCUUGAUGUGGCUGAUCCUUAUGGGAAAGAGCCAUCGAGGCACCCAGUUUUGAAGGUGAAUAGUUUAAAGCCAUUUAAUGCAGAACCACCACUAGAGAUUCUAUCUGAAAAUUAUCUUACCCCAAAUGAAAUCUUCUUCAUACGAAACCACCUGCCUGUCCCAGAAGUUGAUCCAAAAAAGUUCAGUUUAAAGAUUGAGGGAGAGGGAAUGAAGUCUAUUCAAUUGACUCUCCAUGACAUUCAAACCAAGUUCCCAAAGCACACAAUAACUGCUACAUUGCAAUGUGCUGGCAAUCGGCGCUCUCAAAUGAAUGCAGUGCGUCAAGUGAAAGGACUAAAUUGGGGGUCGGCAGCAAUUGGGAAUGCAAAAUGGACUGGAGCUAAACUUUCUGAUGUCCUUAAAUAUGCAGGGCUCCCAGAGAACACGGAUGCUAAACAUGUCCAGUUUGAGGGUCUUGAUAAGGAUAUAACUGGGUCAUCCUAUGGGGCCUCUAUUCCUAUUCGUAAGGCACUUGCCAAAGAUGGUGAUGUGCUUCUUGCCUAUGAAAUGAAUGAUGAAGCUUUAUCCAGGGAUCAUGGCUUUCCACUACGUGUCAUUGUUCCAGGAGUGGUUGGAGCACGUAAUGUGAAAUGGUUGAGCAAGAUUGUAGUAAGUAAAGAAGAAAGCAAGAGCCAUUGGCAAGUGAAUGACUAUAAGGGAUUUUCUCCUUCUGUGAACUGGGACAAUGUUGAUUUCAGCUCUGCUCCGGCAAUCCAAGAAUUACCUAUCCAGUCUGUCAUCACAGUACCUUCCAAUGGUCAACAACUCAGCUCAGACAUGGAUGAGAUCACAGUGAAAGGCUACGCAUGGAGUGGAGGUGGCCGAGAAGUGAUCCGGGUGGAUGUCUCACUGGAUGGUGGAGAGACUUGGCAUGUGGCUGACUUAAGUGGGGUGAAGCUGAAUGAGGGGCAGGCUUGGGCCUGGAAACUAUGGCAACUCACUGUGCCUCUGCCAAAGGACCAGAAAAGCCUGGAGAUAAUUUGCAAGGCUGUGGAUAACCAGUACAAUGUGCAGCCAGAUACUGUUGCACCUAUCUGGAAUUUACGAGGGGUCCUCAAUAAUUCUUGGAAUCGAGUGAAAAUUACAAUCAAAUCAAAGUGAUUAGAAACUGUUUCUGAAUCCAUAACAUUGUGAGAAUUGUGCACAGUUGCAGCAGACCACUAAUUUAGUCCAGGUGUCAGCGUGGCUUACUUGGUAUUACGCUUGCCUCUAUUAAAGAUUAUGGGAUCACGUCCCAUUCCAGAGGCUGGUAUUAAGUUUAGAAUGACACUUCAGUGCAGUGUUGACUUCGUGCCAUUUGAACACAAGGAUAAACAAGGAUUCAAAUGCUCUCCUUGGGUGGGUGUAAAAGUCCUGUAGAACUCAUUGAAAAGGAACAGUAGGGUUAUCCCUUUUAUCAACAUUUAUCCCUCCAUCAGAAUCAAUUUUUUUAAAAAACUGAUGAUUAUCACAUUAUUGUUUUCUGGGAGCUUGAUUUGUACCGAUUGUCUGCCUCAUUCCUUGAAUUACAAUGAUGUAAUUCAAAAGAACUUCAUUGUUUAUGAAGUGCUAUGGGGUGUCCAAACAUUGUGAACGAUACUAUAUAAAUGCAAUGCCUCUGUGUGUCCGCCCUUUUAAAACAUGGCUCCUGCAUUAUCACAUAUCUCUUGCCACGAUAGCAUUAAUUACAUGUAUGGCCUACUUUUAAUUCAAGGCCCACUCUAUUUGUGUUUUUCAGAAUUUAACUAGCACAAAAUGUUUAAUGUUAUUUUUAUCUCUGUUUAAUUUGAAUUACUUCCAUUUGAAAGACCUUUUCCAAAAAUAAUCUGAAUUAAGAGUAAUGCUCAUGUGAAUAUAGGUACAAAAUAACACAAUAUGCAGUUCUCUUUCCUGCAUUUAUAUUGACUCUUCCUAUCUUUAAGAUUUGUAAAUGGAAGAAGCAAUUAAGUUACCAUAAUGAUAACACCAUUAGUCUACAUAAUUUUCAAAGCAUUAGGAUGGAUAAUGAACAUUAUUAUAUUUUACAGUGGUGACUCCACUUAAAGUGAUUUGGUAGGUGUGAAGUAGUUUGGAAUAUUCUUAAGCUGAUGAAAGAUGCUAUCAUAUUCUGUCUUCUAAUUUGUCACUUUUGUUCAUCUGUUGCUAUUUUCUGAAACUGAAUCCUUGGGCUUACUUAGCAACGUAAGCCUUUUCACCUAAUAUCAUUGGCCACCUCAGCCAUGGGUGAAUCAUCUUUCCCAAUGGAAUGUUAAUUCAUUGACAAUUCUAAAAUAUUUCUUUAAAUGUUUGCUUUUUUAAAACCUGCUGGCUAAACUUAUCUAAUUUCCCAGUCUAUUUUUGCCAAUUCAUAAAUGGCUUUAAGUUCAAUUUUUAGUUUCCAUUUGAAUUGUCCUUCUAGUAAUGAAUGCAAAGUUCACUCUGGGAUCAUUUUGUUAGAGGCCUGAAGAGCUGAUGGCUUGCAAGCUGACUUUAUCAAUCAAAAUAAAAUUUCCAAAAUGUCUAUCCUCCUUAGCUUGCUGUGAAGGUUAUUCUCCUGGAGGAAGUGAGAAAUGUGCAAUAAAACUAGCUCUAUUCAAGUUGUAGUGAGCCAAGUAAACAGUAUUGGGGGAUGGGGGAAAGAAAUGACCCAUGAAAAAAAUUUUGCACACAAGUAAGAUUGCACUAGGUAUAAGGCUACGCCGAAGAUGUGAACAAAUAUGUUGCAUGUAUUUUUGUUUUGGGUAGAUUCCACACAAGUAUUUCCUCUUUCUUGUGGUUUCUUAACUUCUCUUUAUUACUUUGGUUAUGGCAAUUCAGGUGCAUCGUUAAGAUGUCCCAGCAAAGCCCAGGUGGUACUCUGAAACUAUCCAAUAAAAGCUGCACCAGUGGCCUUAGUAUAACAUUGCUCAUCUAUUGGUUAAGCCCCCAAUUUCCAUCUGGCAAUUUCUUCCUGGUAACAGGACUGAAAUAAGCAUUCAGAGUUGUCUACAUCCCUCUGUUCGAUGGCAUCCAGCACUUCGUUGUUUCCCUCUUUUAUACUUCCUUUGGAUACCUUGUAAUGGAAAGAAUGAAAGCCUCAAAAUUGGGAGGGAGUAGAAACACUGAAAAUUGUUUAAAUUUUAAUGUCGAGAGGGGAGCUUAAGCACUGGUGGAGGGCAAAAUAAUUAUUUUUAACUGCAAUGAGAAUAAAGCUUGCAUUAAACCUUCCUCAGCAGAAACUGUUUAGUCAUUAAUGUUAAAAUUUAAGUGAUUAAUAUGUUCAUUCACUAUUUCAUUUUCUAUAAUGUGGACAUAGUACAUCAUUGUAAUGUCCUAGUCUCUUAAUGUAGCCAUGUUUACCUUUGGUUUUGAUCAGUUUGUUUGUAAGGAAAUGCUGGAAAAGCUACCAUUGUGCAGAGACUUAAAUCAGUAUUUCAGGUCUGCUCACUCAAAGUGGAAAUGUCUACAGAUUAAUAAAUUCCAUUAAUGCUUGAA